Messenger RNA from Fulmarus glacialis (Northern fulmar), 456 nucleotides. RefSeq names its product acyl-CoA synthetase family member 3, mitochondrial-like. The transcript has 4 exons. Bases 1 to 456 code for a protein of 151 amino acids. The record is from RefSeq and is a predicted model, not a curated record. Lineage: Eukaryota; Metazoa; Chordata; Aves; Procellariiformes; Procellariidae. Gene Ontology annotation, biological process: fatty acid metabolic process. Gene Ontology annotation, molecular function: medium-chain fatty acid-CoA ligase activity.
AUGCGGUGGGGGCUGAGCAGCCCUGGUGAUGGCAGAGAUCCAGGAGGAGUCACGUCCUACCGGAUCGGGGCAACCGAGGACUUUGUGACUGGAGACACGGCAGUAUACAAAGACGGCGUUUACUGGAUCAAGGGCCGCACCUCGGUAGACAUCAUUAAAAACGGGGGGUUCAAAAUCAGCGCUCUGGAGGUGGAGCGUCAUCUGCUCGCGCACCCGCACAUCACAGACGUGGCCGUGAUCGGGCCUCCAGACAUGGUCUGGGGCCAGCGGGUCAGUGCUGUCGUGCAGCUGCGCAAGGGCGAGAUGCUCUCCGUGAAGGACCUGAAGGACUGGGCCAGGGGGACCAUGGCACCGUACACCAUCCCAACCGAGCUGAUCGUGGUGGAGGAGAUCCCGCGCAAUCAGAUGGGAAAAGUCAACAAGAAGGAGCUUCUGCAGCGCUUUUACCCAGCCUAG